GUUAUGAAGAGUGCGCGCCGUGGACAUCAAGAUGGCCGCUACGUACAUCUGAUGAUAGUUAUACGUAUUCGUAAAAAUCGUGACGGCGUUUCGUGAUAGAGGUGCCGCGCUUUUUCGAGGCUUCGAGAUGGUUAGAGUGUAUAGUUAGUUGGAUCUUUAUCGAUGAGGAUUUGUUCGUUUACCCUCAAUGGUAUUUUCUGCAUCCGCGGCCGGCUACGGCUCGCAUUGAACCAUGUUCGGUAAAAAACUUCAUGUAGACGUCAAAAAGUCAACACUCAAAGUUCAGGAUGUUAAAAAGGACAGUGCGACUCGAUUUAAACAUCUUAAAAUUGUCCUAGAAAAUGUUGAUACGGAUGAAGCAAAAGGCUUUUUUGAAGGAAAUUUUAGUCAUGUUUAUUUUAUAUUAUAUGACUGCUUUGUGUCUGCUGAGGCCAAUCUACGACAGCGUGUACACAAGGCACAUAGAGAAGAAUUAGAGCAAGUAUUACAUCUAUUAGAAAAAGUUUUAACUCUUCUUCCUGAACUCUUAAAUAAACGAUGGCAAUGUCAUAGUCUUGCAAGAAUUCUACAAAAGUUAUUACAUCCUGGAAAUAGUUGGAAACUUCGUAGGCAGGCCAUAAGGUAUUUUAUUUUAUGGUAUCAAGCACUGGGUGAAAAUGCUCCUGAACAUAUCCAUCAAAUGUUUGCCUGUUUGGUCCCAGGCUUUCCACCACCACAAUCUUUGCACUAUAAGUGUGAACGUAAAAUUGAUAACAAAAAAGAUAAAUCAACGAGAACAAGCACAUCUGAUGAGAAAGAGAAAAGAGACUUUUAUGAUGCACAAGUGAUACAGAGUAUUUUUCAUGAUAAUGGUUCAAAUCAGGGUCCGAUAAGUCAGGUAGAUGGUGGACCUAUUUUACCUCCACAAGGAGGAGAAAAGCCAUUAGACAAUGAGACUGUUAGAUUUUUAGAAGCAUUAUUGGAGUUCAUGGUUACACAAGUAGUCAAAAUAGAAUGGAGAGAUAAAACAACGAGGCAGCACAAGACAUUUCAAUUUUUAUUAGAACGUUUUAAAGCAACUUACCUCCGUUAUAUAUGUCCAGAAUUUGAUGACAAUUUUUCUUUAUAUAAGCCUAAUUUAGAAUUGCCUACAAUGAGAAAACCAACUAAUCAAAGUCAGAAUAAUUAUGUUCUUUGUAAAGUUGCACUAAUCAAAUGGAUCGCAAACUUUACUCAUGUUGCAAGAAAAGAUAGUCUUUUUACACAUCUCCCACAAAGCACAACACCCAAUGAAGAAAAUCCAGAGUCAGAGCUGCGUCGCGUUUCAGUUACACAACAUUCGAGUGAUUCGAAUUUACUUUCACCUGAAUCUACACUAUCUCAACACGAUAAUCAAAAUCAAGAAGAUAACACUAUAUCAGCUGUUACUUUAGUCAGAGAAGUUCUCUAUGGAAAUAGAGAUAAUGUUAAUUUUGUUCAUGAACUUUAUAGACAAGCAUUUCUCUUAGAUUUCAGUCAUGCAGGAGCAAUAAGAAAAGCUAUAGCUGUAUAUAAGGAUUGGAUACAAAUGAAUGAAUUACCACCAUUUAUGUUAGAACCUUUGGAUGGACAUAAAGAACGAGACUAUGAUGAUAGUCUGAAAAAAGAUUCUAAUGAGACAGAUAAGAGUCCAUCCGAAAAUUUUCGUCAAACUAGAUUGAGAAAUGAUUCAUAUUUAGGUGCUAUACAUAGGGAAAAUUUGUUUAUAAGAGCAGGAUUACAAAAUGUACUGCAAGUAUUUAUUACACAAGCAUCACACGUAUUUUUCCUUGAAUAUUCAGGUUUAAAUUCAACUGCAGCUUUAAUAGAAGAACAAACCGAUAGUUGUAAAAGAGUUUUGAAUGUUUAUCGAUAUGUUGUCAUGCAUUCAAGAUUGGAGCCUGCAACGUGGGAGCAAUUGCUCAGAGUACUUCUUCAAAUUACGUCGCUAGUAUUGAGUGAAAAUUCAUCUCGUCGCAAACACCAUGAAACAAUUGGUGGCAAAUUAGCACCUGCUAUAUUUCAAACUUUGAUUGUUACUUGGAUAAAAGCCAAUUUAAAUGUAGUGAUAUCUACUCAACUUUGGGAUCAGUUUUUAGAAGUACUAUCUUCUUUGACGCAAUGGGAAGAAUUAAUUCGAGAAUGGGCAAAAACAUUGGAUACUUUAACACGAGUACUUGCAAGGCAUGUAUACAAUUUAGAUUUAAAUGAUCUACCAUUAGAUAGAUUAAGUGAACAAAAAACAAAAAGACGUCGUGGAGUUGGAAGUCGUGCUGCAUCGAUAGGAAGUGUUCAGCCACCAUGUAAAGGAAGUAUUGAUCAAGAGAGUAAUGCUACAUCAAAAGAAAAUGUAACAGAUCAUCCAUUACGAGAUUUAAGAAAAGGACGAAUGUUACCACGCAGUGCAAGCGAUAACACUAUUUAUAAUGGAAAAGCUCGUACGAAGUUUCAUAGAAGUCGAACUCAUACUGUACAUACUGGUGUUCCUGUACUUCCCCUAUCUAUAGAGCAAGAUAUGGCACGAUUACUAUCAAGUGGUCCUACAUCAUCAAUAACUGGAAAAAUGCUACCAAACAGACGUGCUAAAUCAUUGGAUAGCAUUGUCAUAGUUGAUAGUGAACCACCAUCUCCACGUUGUCCCUCUCCAACACCAAGCAGUGGCGUUGACAGCAAUAAAGAUAGUCCAAUACAAAUAGAGAACAUUGAUGGCAGCAGUAUUGAUACAAAUGAUAUAACAGAAAGAAGAUCUGUUAUGGCAGGCGGUGGAGUACGAGGAUGGUUACCAGAUGUUGCUGUUGUAUUAUGGAGGCGAAUGUUAUCUGCUUUGGGUGAUGUAAAUAAUAUUCAAGAUCCAAUAUUACAUGGUCAAGUUAUGGAUUAUCUUGUACAAUUGACACAAACUCUUAUAAAGAUUCGCUUAAAUCAAGGUAUCUCUGGGGACAAUCAAGUAACACCUCCUGCUCCAGAACUUAUUCCACCUCUAACAGUUAUUGCUCCAUGGUGUUUUAAGGCAAUACAAUUACCAGCUCAAUAUGAAGUAGGAAAAUUAGCUGCUUAUCGCCUUAUAUGCCUCUUGACUGUUCAACCUUUGGAUAUAAAUUUACCAAAACAGCAUUUGAAUCUUUUUUAUCGUGCUGUUCAUAAUGGCAUUGCUAGCAACGAUAGUAAAGUACUCCAUGUAUUAGUCAAAUAUACUGGGCCUCGAUUAUUUAGUUUAAAUCUACCUGGUUCUAGUCUUCUUAUUUUGGAUUAUAUCCAUGCCGCUAAUGUAAUACUAAGUAGUCAAGAUGUCGAGGCACCCAGAACGGAAGCUGUCUCUAUAAUCGGUUCGCUAUUAUCAUUACCUGCAACCAUAGCUAAAUUACCUGUGCUACAACCAAAUGGAUCUGAUAUUUUAACAAUAGUAUGCCCCGAUGCAAAGGAACAUGUAGUGAAUAUUCUUCUGAGAAGUUGUAGACGUGAACCAACUGGAAUAGCAAGAUGUUUAGCCCUUUCUAGCAUAGCUAUGUUUGCGUACAGAGAAUUAUCUUGUAAAAAUCAACAUCCACGAAUUCCAGAGGCUGUUACUGUUCUUCUUCUUGCGCUUAGGGCUACACAUGUGACAGUUGCUCAGGUGGCAUGCGAUUCCCUUUUACUUUUAUGCGACAAGGCAGACAUUUUAUUGGAAUUGUAUCCUAAUGUACCAUGCAAAAUCACACAUGUCCUUUCAGAGACUCUUGGUCGUAUGACUCUACGAGAAAGGCGUGGCCCAUUAACUAUAUCGAUGAUAUUUUGUUUAGGAGAAUGGGCUAUGAAUUUGGGUCCAACUGUAUUAUUACGUGUAUAUCAAGGAAAACCACUUUUAAUGACAUUAUUCACAGUUUUAGAUAACAUAGCACAAAAUAAAGGAGGAAAAGAUCCACCAAAAACGAAUAAAUGUCAUCAAGAUGAAGAUGAUGAUUUUGAUCCCGAUGUCACUUUGGAUAACUUAACGGAUGAAAUAUGUGCAAAGUCUCCUCAUCGUGGUAAUGUCCAUUCGGUUCAGCUUGCAGCGAAAAUGGUAAUGAUGCAUUUGAUUAAUCAUCUCGGUCACUUUCCAAUGGGUAUUGGUGCAGCACGUCUUUCGUCUUUAGUUGUUGAAUUAGAUGAUGUACCAGGAAUCGAAGGAGAUGAACUAUCUUCUGCAAUCUUUCAAGCACCAAAUAUACAAUUAUUAAUGCUAUCCAAUUCAAUUAUAAUGUCCCUCGUUGAAUUAGCUGCACUUGAUGCACCCGGAGGAGGAGUUACAGCUGGCUUAACAACGGCUCCUUCUUUAGUAAGAGUAUUAUUACGAGAUUUAGCAGGGAAAGCAUCUUGGGAUAGUUCCAUUUUGUAUAGUCAACCGUUUAUUGACGAUGAAUUUCAAACACCAUUUGCAAAAUCAGUUGAUUGGGGUAUAAAAUCUCAUAAGGAAGAAUUGAAUAGUGUUAUAACGCAACAGAGUUGCGCCUCGAGACACACUAUAAGGCAUCGCGAGCCUCAUAUUUUGCCAACAUUUGCAAAUGGUGCAAGUGAUAUGGACAAUUUAGAUGAUCUUCUUCAAUAUAUAGGACAUACGAGUCCUGAAGUUUUGUGUAAUCCGGAGAUAGCAUUAAAUGCACCUGCUAAUCCACCGCAUGGAUUGUACCUUGAAAGUGAAACUAUUGCAACUAUUUUAAAUCAACGAAAUGCGGAACAAGAACAUCUUAAUAAUUGGAGUCAACAUAUUAGCAUGUGUGCGACACCAAUUAGUCCACCAUCGUGCCGUCAACCACCAGCACCGUUUCAUCACUGCCGGCUUCUAUUUUCUCAUUUGGGCCUGUCUGGUUGGGAACAACGGAGAAAGUUACAUUUGCUUACUAAAAAUGAAAAACUUCUACGUGAAUUACGAAAUCUUGAUAGUCAACGUUCUAGAGAGACACAUAAGAUUGCAGUGAUUUAUGUUAGUCAGGGACAGGAAGAUAAAAAUUCGAUAUUAAGCAAUGUAGCAGCUAGUAAGGAGUAUGAAAAUUUUGUAGCCAGAUUAGCUUGGGAAGUUGAACUUGAAUCGCAUACUGGUUUUCUUGGGGGUCUUGUGCCUGGAAAAGCAUCCGGUGUAACUGCACCUUAUUUUGCAACAUCUUUUACCGAAGUUCUCUUUCAUGUAGCAACAAGAAUGCCAUCCGAUAGUCCAGAAAGUUUAUUACAAAAGACACGACAUCUUGGCAACGACGAAGUUCAUAUUGUUUGGUCAGAACAUUGGAGAGAUUAUCGUAGAGAUAUCAUACCGACAGAAUUUUGUGAUGUUUUAAUAGUUAUUUAUCCAUUGCACAAUAAGUUAUAUAGAAUACAAAUUUCUAGAAAGCCAGAAAUCCCAUUUUUUGGUCCAUUGUUUGAUGAAUGUAUCGUUGAAGACAAAGUUCUCCCUGGUUUAGUUAGAACCACAGCUUUGGCUGCUAGUAGAGCCAAGAGAUCAACCCUUACAUUAUAUCAACAUUAUUAUGAGGAACGGGCAAGAUCUAUCGACACAGUAAUGAGGAAUCAUAAAGAAUCUACAACUUUCGAAGAGUUCACCGCAAAUGUCUAUUCUCCGGUACAACCAGCAAGUCCAUUCAGUGGAACGUCUUCUGUAUCUGGAUCUACAACAAGCGUGCAAUCCACAGCAUCGUCAAACCUUGCAGCGGCACUUAUAGAUUCGCAUCAGGGUCGUUCUGGUCUACGCAGUACUUCGGCAACAAGCAAUGAUACUCGUGCAAAUAGAGCUUCUGAUGGAAGCAGAGUAUGGUUCAGUAAUGAUGCUCAGGAAAAUACUGCUUUGCAUGGAAUUUCACCAAGACCUGUUAAAAAGAUGUCUUUCAAAAGUGGGCCAAAGCAGAGAACAAAUACACAGCCUACACCGCCGGAUAGUCCAAGAUACAAAUAAUUCGACAUUAAUUUUCUAAGAAGAAUGUUAGCACAAUGGGGGUGGUUUAGGUAUGUCUUUUAAGUUCUAUUUUAUUGUGAUGGAAAUUUUCAAAUUAAUAUAGAUAAUAGAGAGUAAUAUAGGAUGGGUGUCUAGCAUCAGCAAAAGAAUGUUAAAGAAAUUUUUCAUAUUUAGCACAUCUAUCGGAUAUAAUGUAAAACAUAAUAAUUACACUGAACUUGAAUAUUUUACUUCAUUGGAAUUGAACAUCUGAUUAGGUUUAACGUUUUCUGUUUUCCGUCCUUUAGGUUUAAUUUUCACAUACUGUACAGAUUAUAUUGCUUAUUUGUUGCAACAAGUAAAUAUUAAUUUAUUACAUAAUAAUUUCAUAGAAAAAGUAUAUUGUAUCAUAGAUAUAACGAUAAGUAUAUUUUCUUUAAAUAUUUAUCAGCUUAACGUUCGAGCUGAAAUAAUUGUACAGUAAUUUACUCAAAUUGAUUUCAUUGACUAUUUGAAAUAAGCAAGUUAUAUAAAGUACAUGCAUAUUGAGUGAACAUGUUUUCAUACAAUGUAAAUCUUUUAUUGCAUUUCAAGUAAAAUUGUGAAAUACUUGAAGAAAUCUAAUAUGACAAUAUGUAGUUUUGGAAUAAUCAUUUAAUUUCUUAGAAAAAUUCGCUACAAGCAAAUAAUAUAAUUUUAUUUAAAAAAAAAAAAAUAAAAAAAUAAAAAAAUAAAAAAAAACAAAAUAAAUAAAUAAAUAAAAUAAUAGAUUGUAACAUUUUAUUUAUGAAAGUGAUAUUAUUGUUUCACUAUUAGCAAAAUAUUUUUAAAUUUUGUUCUAAAGUGAAAUUCUAUAAAAAAAAUUAAUUAUUAUUCAUUCAGUAAUUUACUAGAAACAACUCGUACAUUCCAUGAAUGUUUUCUUCUUUUUUUUUUCUUUUUUUUUCUUUUUUUUCUUUUUUUUUUUUUUUUUUUUUUUUUUUUUUUUUUUUUUUGGCGUUUGCACUUUUUAUUUUCAUAUGCAUUUUGAAUAUUAGGAAGCUCUUAAAUAUUGCAUUCCAGAUUCUUUUUGUACGAUUUAAUAAAAUUGAAUUAACUUUUAUGUAUUUCAACGAAAUACAUUUUUUAGAAAAUUAUUGCCUAGAAUAAAGUGUUGGUAGUAUGAAAAGCUGUUUACAAAAUAUAUUUUUUUUCAUACCAAAGUCAGAGGUGCUUAAUUUUUGUAAUGUCAAACACGUGUAAGUACUUCUAUAUUGUAUAAAUUCAAAUGAAAAAUAUAAUAGAAAGAAAUAAUAAGAAAAAUAUUGGCAAAAUAAAUAACAGAGUCAACAUUUAUCGAAUAAGUAAUCGCUUAAUAUAUAUAUAUAUAUAUAUAUAUAUAUGUAUAUAUAUAUAUUAAUAUAUAUAUAUUUAUAUAUAUAUAUAUAAAUAAUAUUAACUUAGUAAUAAUAUUUAAAAGUAUUAAUGCUAUUCAAUGCUAUUAAUAAAUAAUGAAAUGACGAAAAAAAAAAAAAUGGAAAAGAAAUAAUGAAUUAUUAAGUAAUUAGAUUACGCUAUGAUAAGUGUCUGAUAGUUUAUUUGCAUAAAGACACUUUUAAAUCUGUGCAGUUAGAAGAAUUGACUCUCUGCGUGUGAUUAAAAUUUUUUGACCAUUUAAGGAAAAUUCUAAUAAAAAAAAAAUAAAAAAUAAAAAAAAAUCACAUUCAAAAUUGUAGACAUUAGCAAUGAAAAUAUAAGUAGUAAUUACCAAUGGAUAGAUCAUGGCCAAAGCAGCAUUAUUUUUUCACUAAUUUAUAUUGAGAAAGAAUGAAAAGGAAUGUAUGUAUUGUACAUAAAAUGCUAGGCAGAUAAAUGGUGGUGGAAUUAUUUGAUUAAAUAAUUCAUUAUUAUGAAAUGUAUUAUUACUACAUUAUUAUAAAUCUGAUCUAUAUACGUACAUACCUGCACUCUCAUGUGUGUGUACACACAAAAGGACACACAUACACUAAAAUGAAAUCAUUUAUUAUAAUAUUACAAAUUAUUAUUGUGAAUUGUAUUUAUAUAUUGUACUUAAUUGUUCUAUAAUUAGCGUUACUAAUUACUAUAUCCUAUAAUUUUCGUUAUAUUAUUGUUAUAAAAUUUUAUGUUUAUAUAAGCUGAUCUUAUGACGAAGUAUAAACAAAACAGGAUAUAAUCGCAUAUAGAGAUAUGAGAAAGAAAAAACAUGUGGUUGAUUAUUUACAAAGAAUGCAAAGUUUCUCUGAUAUAAAAGCGAUUUAUUUAUAUAAAGCCUAAGAGAAUAAUUUAUCAACACAAUCUUUUAUUUUACACUAACAUCUUUUUUUAUAUAUAAAAAAAAAAUAUAUAUAUAUAUAUAUAUAUUAAAAAUUCAACUACAUCUACGCAUACGCUUAAGGAUAUUUACUUAUGUUAAUGUUUAUGCAGGAUAUAUAUGUAUGUAUACAUGCUUUAUAUAUAUAUAUAUAUAUGCCAAAUGUUUUAUAUGUAUUAUAAAACAGUUUACUCUCUGUUCUAUUUUCCGUACUAAAAAAAAGUUUAUGUUGCUUAACAAAUAAAAUAUAUUGCAAAUAUUCAUUUACCAUUAUAUAAAAUGUAAAAUAUUAUAAUUAAUUCUAACAUAUUGAUUAUUUUGUACGGAAAACAACUAAAUAUAUUUAACUUAACAUCCUUUAAAUAUACAUACACACAUACACACACACACACACACACACACACAUAUACAUAUGAUUCUAUAAAGAGUAUAAGUAUACUCGUAAUAUAAUUGACCUGAGGAAUAUCAAGCGUGAUUGGCACUGUUAUAAACACAUGGUAUUUAAAACAUUUGCAAAAAAAUAUUUUAUUGUAAUGAAAACUUGUUAUAUAUCCAAAGAUUUUUUCUCAUAGUGUUAAUUAUAUAUCUCUGUAUUUGACUGUAUGUCUUGCAGCACAAUAAAAUUGUGAUGAUUCUACCUUGAUUAUAGACGAAGUAAGAUGAUUUUUCAAACGUUAUCUCAAUCAAUUUCAUUUCGGUAAUAAUAGUUAUAUAAUAUUUAUAUAUCUAUAGAAGAUUAAUAAAAUUAAUUAUAGAUUAGAGUAUGUGCACGCAUGUGCGUAGUAAUGCGUAAUAUGUAAAUUGAUGAUGAGAAAAUUAAUUUUGAUUGUUAAUAACAUUAUUUACCAUUUGUCGAUAAUAUAGGUUUUUAUUUUUUUUACUUACGAAUUUGUCGGUAGUAUAUCGAUCAGAUUCUGUUUUAUCGACAUGACUCGUAACAAUUGAUUAUAAAGUAUGACUUUUCUCGAUGAUAAUGUAGGACACUUCUAUCGUUUCUCGUCGAUACAUGGAUCGUUUAACAGGUGACAGUACCGGCAGAACGAGAACAAAAGAGAAAAAAAGACUGAGUUUUUAGAAAACCUUGGUAGAAGCUCGCUUACAUUGGAUCAUGUUACAUCGUCGGACUUGGAUUAUUGUCUGAUUCUCUAUUGUGCGUUGUUUAAAUAAUCUGAAAAGAAAUACAAGUCAUCUCGAGAAUUCAGUUUUGUAAGCAUUUUUUACGUAUAUAUUAUAUUGAGAUAAAACAAAUGCAGAAGAAUGAAGACGCUAAAGUUCAUAAAAUGAUCGAGAAAAAAUUAACGAUCACAGUGAAAUCACACAGUAACGUGUAUCUAACAGUAUAUUGAUUGCAGUCCCUUUCGCGGUUAAAAUUCACUUUAACAGUCUGGACAAGAAUGAAACGUAUGCACGUGUAGAAAUAAGAGGUAAUACUCGUUUAUAUCUCUCGAGGAAAGUUCUUCGAUCAAAGAAAAAAUUGUUGGAUUUAAAUUGAUAAGACGACAGAACUAUCUUUGAAAGUGCAACGAACUUGCAUUCACAAAGGGACACCUUCGUCAAUCAUUGUCCUCAUACGAAAGGCAAGAUGACUCUCUUCCGGAAGUACAAUG
Vespa velutina is the source of this 9793-nucleotide messenger RNA. RefSeq names its product ral GTPase-activating protein subunit alpha-1. Bases 233 to 5896 code for a protein of 1887 amino acids. The transcript is spliced from 23 exons. The record is from RefSeq and is a predicted model, not a curated record. Gene Ontology annotation, cellular component: nucleus; cytoplasm. Lineage: Eukaryota; Metazoa; Arthropoda; Insecta; Hymenoptera; Vespidae. Gene Ontology annotation, molecular function: GTPase activator activity. Gene Ontology annotation, biological process: positive regulation of GTPase activity; regulation of small GTPase mediated signal transduction.